Synchytrium microbalum is the source of this 1548-nucleotide messenger RNA. RefSeq lists its product as uncharacterized. The record is from RefSeq and is a predicted model, not a curated record. Gene Ontology annotation, biological process: mRNA splicing, via spliceosome. NCBI's taxonomy places the organism in Eukaryota, Fungi, Chytridiomycota, Chytridiomycetes, Synchytriales, Synchytriaceae. Gene Ontology annotation, cellular component: precatalytic spliceosome. Gene Ontology annotation, molecular function: protein binding. Bases 1 to 1548 code for a protein of 515 amino acids. The transcript is spliced from 11 exons.
AUGUCCGUAGAGAUUGAGAGUGCAGAUGUAAUUCGGCUGGUGCAGCAAUUUCUAAAAGAAAACAAUCUAAAGCGUACACUCCAAGCGCUUCAAGAGGAAACGAGCAUAACUUUGAACACUGUUGACUCGGUCGACUCGUUCGUCGCAGAUAUUGUCCAAGGGAGAUGGGAUAUCGUACUAAGGACCGUAUCUGGGCUCAACAUUUCUCAGAAAAAGUUGAUUGAUCUAUAUGAGCAGAUUGUCAUUGAGCUUAUUGAGAUGCGAGAAAUGGGAGCUGCUAGAUCGUUGCUCCGACAGACAGACCCAAUGAACUUGCUUCGUGAAAAAUUCCCGGAAAGAUACUUGCACUUGGAGCACUUGUUGUCGAGAAUGUACUUCGAUGAGAAGGAGGCUUAUGGUGGAGAUCAGACCAAGGAAAAGAGGAGGCAGACGAUAGCUCAAGCCCUAGCAAAUGAAGUUACUGUCGUGCCACCGUCAAGGCUGUUGUCACUAUUGGGACAGGCAGUCAAAUGGCAGCAUUCACAGGGGUUAAUACUUCCUGAAACACCAUUCGACCUGUUUCUGGGAACAACCCCCAGUAGCAUAAUUCAAGAUGAUACACCACCGUCUCAAGUGUACAAUUCCAUCAAGUUUCCAAAGAAGCAACACCCUGAAUCUGCCGCUUUCUCACCUGAUGGCCAGUUCAUGGUUACUGGUAGCAUCGAUGGUAUAAUAGAAAUCUACAAUCAUAUCACUGGCAAACUGCGCAAAGACUUCAAGUAUCAAGCUGAGAACAAUUUCAUGUUGAUGGAAGAUGCUGUGUUAUGUCUCAGCUUCUCAAGAGAUAGUGAAAUGCUAGUAUCUGGUGGUCAAGAUGGUAAAAUCAAAGUAUGGAAAAUCGAAACAGGUGUCUGCCUCAAACGAUUUGUCGGUGCCCACUCUCAGGGCGUGACAAGUGUGUGCUUUAGUAAAGACUCUACUCAAGUACUCUCUGCCAGUUUUGACCAGACAGUGAGAAUACACGGGUUGAAAUCAGGCAAGAUGCUCAAAGAAUUUAGAGGUCAUACUUCAUUUGUCAAUGAUGCCAUAUUCAAUAUGGACGGAACUCGAGUGCUGUCAGGAAGUAGUGAUGGUACCAUUAAGAUAUGGGAUGCCAAGACUACAGAAUGCAUACAGUCUGUACUGUUAUCCAAUGGUCUCAUGGCAAUACCAGGCAGUGUUACACCAUCAGUCCAAAGAAUCAUCUCAAUGCCCAAAAAUCCAGAUGCCUUUGUAGUUUGCAACAAGUCACCAUGGAUUUACAUUAUCAGCACACGAGGACAAAUCAUAAAAUCCAUGAAUUCGAGCAAGAUAGUGGAUUUCACGAGUGCUUGUAUAUCUGCCAAAGGUGAACUGGUUUACGCUGUCGCAGAGGAUCAUAUUAUGGUUGCGUUUGAAGCCGAGACUGGGAAGCAGGUUGCAAACUUGAAACUCGCUGAAACUGAAAUCAUUGGUGUUGCUCACCAUCCCUUCACGAACACAUUCGCGUCCUUUGCUGAAGAUGGAAACGUAUCAUUGUGGAGACCAUAA